ACAGAAUACAACCUCAGUUCAUCGUCCCCCCUUCUCAUCAUAUCACCACAUCCCUCCGGCUGAACUGAUUGUCCAGUUGGAAAUCAUGUCUUCCGCCUUUCCCUCUCUGAGAACUCGUCCAACGCUACCGGCUGUUGGUGUGUCCAGGGCAACAUCGGUUUACCUCCGCUCUUCCUCCAUCGCCCCGGUUCACAGCUCAGUCACAUCCCUCAAUUCAUUGUUCAACCAGGCAAGCCUCAGUUCCCCUAGGUCGCCCGAAGACGAGGACUGCAAAGGCUUGGUAUGCCGCGCGUUCGUCCCAUACGUGGCCGUGCAUGUAUCCGACGACACAAACGAGCUUGCCCGGGAAAAGGGUUUUGUGGAUUUUAAAGACAUGCUGCGCCCCUAUGGUGAAAGCAUACAGGGGAGGAUAACCAUCCGCGACUCCCAGGGCAUCAGCACAAUGCACGACGACUACGGUGUCCGCUUCGUGUCCCUGACCGACGUGGCCGGUUCUGGGGAAAAAUGGGAGUCCGGGGCCUCCAGGGCCAUGAACGGCUCCUCGGAAAAGGCCGCUGGCAGUGGGAGCCGUGUCUUUCAAGGCGGGAGUGUGGAGGAAGUGGAGGAUCUGGUCAAUCUGCAUAUGGAGAGGGCUGAGGAGCUUAACGAGACAUCCCUGCCUUCCGACGGCGACACUACGGCCUUCAACCAGUCUUUCUACAUGCUGUAUUUAAGGCGGAUAUUGUCGGCACUUCCCCUGUCGCCUCAUGAGACUUUUUCGCAUCCGGUCGCUUGUGUCAUAGCCAUUUCGUCUAGAAAUGCUAAUCCUAUAGACAGUUUACGAAAUCUCUAUAAUUCGGGAAACCAUCUUCCUUUACCAGAUUAUCUCAGUACCGAUUAUCUACGGUACUAUGUAUUGGUUCAUGACGAAGACCGGGAUGACAUCAAAAAAUCUACCCUAUUAUUCGAUCAAAUGAAAAAACAUUUCGGAUUGCAUUGCCACCUGCUAAGAUUAAGGUCCGGUGGUGCUUCGGUUAUAUCCGACGAUGAUGCAGUCGUUGUCCCAAAAAGUCAAUGGAUAUCUGCUGCUGAAGAGCUUCACGAAAUCCGUUCAAGGGACUACGACGACGAACAGCCAACCACCUGCUUACCAGACUCAGAUGCAACCGGCAUCCAGACCAUGGUCCGUGAAAUGACCCAAGUGAGCGUAAUACCAUUCAUGGAGCGCUGUAUAGCAACCUGGAAUGACCAGGUCGCGUCCCGAAGACGCGGAAUCAGCGGACGCUUCCUCUCCAUGUCAAAGCGAUACUUCAGCGCCUCAUCUUCCAGAAACUCCACCUCUUCAUCAUCAAAUUACGAUGCUCUGAAUCAAUCAUACCCCCCCAGCUCCCCCGAAGCCCAGAUGCGAAAAUUAGCAGAUUAUGCCUUCAUGGUGCGGGACUGGCGACUGGCACACAGCAUAUACGAGCUUCUAAGAACAGACUUCAAUAAUGAUAAAGCCUGGAAGUACCACGCCGGAGCACAGGAAAUGGCCGCAAUAAGCCUAAUCCUAACAGGCACGGGCCUAACCUCCAAGGUCCGCGCGGACACCAUCGCCCCAAUGCUAGACCUAAGUUGCUAUUCCUACCUCUCCCGCUGCUCGGCAACCUACCACGCGCUGCGCUGCCUCCUGGUCGCCGUAGAACUCCUGCGCAUCCGCGGCGGCGGCGCCGCCGAUGAAGCCGCGACCUGGGCCAUCCGCGCGCGCGACAUGAACGCGCAGGGCACGAUCGGCCACGCACUGAUAACAGAGCGCGUCGGCGCGUGCUACACCAUCCGCGAAGGGAUCGGCAGCGGCGCCUGGGGCGCUAGGAAGCGCAAGGCCGCUAUGUGGAAGAUGCUCGCGGCCGGGGAGUGGCUGGAGGUUGCGAAGCUGGCGCAGUCCAGGAGGUGCCUGGACACUGCGCUGCCCAUGUACGAGAGUAGUCGCUUUCUGCACGUCCACGGCUUUAUGGAGCACUUGAAGCAGCAGGCUGGGUACACCCCCCUGCUGGUGGACUUGCAAGAUGGCAGGGGGAGAAGGGGCAGGGAGAAGGGUGAAGAGGAUGAUAGCGAUGAGGAGGAAGGAGUCGAAAUUCAGAGCGAGACGCUGCACACUGGGCUCAAGCGCAAGAGUUUGAUUGUUGGCAGGGAGGUGGAUAGGGAGGUUGAGAACGAGGCGGGGAGUGGGUUGGAUAGGUUUGUAGAUAGUUAA
Messenger RNA from Tuber melanosporum (Perigord truffle), 2212 nucleotides. RefSeq lists its product as uncharacterized. The transcript has 4 exons. The coding region runs from base 86 to 2212 and encodes 708 amino acids. NCBI's taxonomy places the organism in Eukaryota, Fungi, Ascomycota, Pezizomycetes, Pezizales, Tuberaceae. Gene Ontology annotation, cellular component: cytoplasmic vesicle; TRAPPIII protein complex; phagophore assembly site. The record is from RefSeq and is a predicted model, not a curated record. Gene Ontology annotation, biological process: protein localization to phagophore assembly site; endoplasmic reticulum to Golgi vesicle-mediated transport.